CGUGAGAGGUGGGACAGUAAGCUGUUGAAGUUGAUUCCAUCAUGAAGUACUUAGCGUGUGCACUGCUCUCGUUGGCGCUGAUUCCGGCUUUGAUCAGCGCUUACCCCGGCACUGUGGUUGUAAAUGGUGUUUGCCUGACGUGUCCCAAUCCCCACGGAGAUCCAGUGUAUUUGGAUGGCCAGGAGUACCGCAGCUUCUCCUCACCCGACAGCAAUGGCAAUGUGGUCAUUUCACGCGGAGGAGGAGGUGGAGGCGGAAGCUACAGUGGUGGAGGAGGCGGCACUAUCUACCGUAGAGGCGGCAACACCAUCGUCAAUGGUCGCUGUCAACACUGCAAUGUGGAUAUCUAACCGCGUAACCACACCUAAGUGAACUAUUAAGUUUAGUAAAAACAUUUAGAAUUUUGUAUUUAC
Drosophila subobscura is the source of this 413-nucleotide messenger RNA. It is a transcript of the gene BomBc3, whose product is annotated as bomanin-23. The record is from RefSeq and is a predicted model, not a curated record. The transcript is spliced from 3 exons. The coding region runs from base 42 to 350 and encodes 102 amino acids. Gene Ontology annotation, biological process: defense response. Lineage: Eukaryota; Metazoa; Arthropoda; Insecta; Diptera; Drosophilidae.